AGCAAGCAAGCAACCCCAUCCGCACAAAAAUCUCGCGACGACCCCCUCGCACUCUCUCGCACGCGCCGGCAUGGCGACUCUCGUGCGGUGGCAUCCACCACCACCAACAGCCGCGGCCGCCGCUCCAGCUGCUCGCCCCCUUGUGGGGCCCGCCCGCCGGCGGCCGCGCCGGGCCGCGACGGUGGUCACCCCCCGCGCGUUCGGCCGCGCCGACUUCGACGGCUUCGCGAGGCGCGCGUGGCGGGGCGCCAACGCUGGGGCCGAGCGGCUCGCCUUCGAGGCCCGCCAGGCCGCGCAGCGGCUGGACGGGAGGUUCGCGAUCUUGCGGAGGCUCUCCGAAGCCUCCCGCGCCGCCCGGGUGCGCGCCGCGGAGAUCGACGCCGAGCUCGGCAUCGGGCGGUGGUGGCGCUCCUUCUCUGUCGACUUCUCCCGCAACUGGCCAAGGUAUCGCAGGGAGCUGAAUGACUUCAUGGCCACUCCUAUUGGGAGAACUUUAUCUACACUAUUUUUCCUUUGGCUUGCACUGUCAGGGUGGCUAUUCAGAAUUUUCAUUUUCAGUACAUUUGUGCUGCCUUUCGCUGCCCCUCUUCUCCUUGGGACCUUUGCUAACAGGGUUGCCAUUGAGGGAACAUGCCCAGCAUGCAAAAGGCGGUUUGUGGGCUACCGUAACCAAGUCAUUCGGUGCAUGAAUUGCCAAAACAUUGUAUGGCAACCAAAUAACAGGUCCUCCGGAGGUGCUAGGAGUUCAAGAAGCUCAGAACCUGAUGUAAUUGACGUGGAAUACGAGGAGAAGUAAGAACAUUUUGUCCCACCCUGCAUUGCACAUCAAGGUGUUAGACUCAGGCUGCACACUUGUGAGCUGUUUGUAGAUUUGGCUCCUUCGGUAUCUGUGCUGUACAUUAUGUGUUCUUUAUUUGGAAUAAAACAAAAUUUUGGUGUUGCACGUUA
Phragmites australis (common reed) is the source of this 948-nucleotide messenger RNA. RefSeq lists its product as uncharacterized. Lineage: Eukaryota; Viridiplantae; Streptophyta; Magnoliopsida; Poales; Poaceae. The coding region runs from base 71 to 796 and encodes 241 amino acids. The transcript has 4 exons. Gene Ontology annotation, cellular component: chloroplast. The record is from RefSeq and is a predicted model, not a curated record.